Prunus armeniaca (apricot) is the source of this 252-nucleotide messenger RNA. NCBI's taxonomy places the organism in Eukaryota, Viridiplantae, Streptophyta, Magnoliopsida, Rosales, Rosaceae. The record is from the annotation of a GenBank genome assembly.
AUGGCCAAAGAAGAUAGGAAGAGUAGUAAAACUCAGCGUAACGUGUUUCAUGGAAGCGCUUCCUCCCUUGGAACCCAGAAAACGAACUAUUCAUUUCUUCAAGGGAUGAGCACAGGAAGCACUGGCCGUAACACUAGAGGAAACUCUUCCUACCCUACAACCCAGGACAAUUCCUUAUCUCCUAGGGUUGUUCUGUUUGUCAUGCUCUUAGGGCUCGUUUGUCUGAUCUUUUGGCUGGCUAGAAAUUCGUGA